AUGAAUGCCCAGGUGGAAGGAGCCGUGGCACUUGAGGGCAGAAGCCCUAGCAUCCAGGAAAAGUUGGUCAACUCUACUCAGCCCAAGAACUACGUAACCAACGAAAACUACUACUUGUACAAGCAAGACAUUGAGCGACUGGCUGCGAUGGGAGUCAAAUACUACAGCCUUUCGAUCUCGUGGUCCCGAAUCCUACCUGUCGUCCUGCCCGGGUCGCCAGUCAACGAACAGGGCAUUGCGCAUUACAAUGAUUUGAUCACUGCCGUCCUUGAUGCUGGAAUGCAGCCAAUUGUCACUUUACUUCACUUUGACACCCCCUGGCUGUUUGUCUCCACAGAUGACAACUUCACUGCGCAUCCUGAGAUCGGUGCCUACAAUGGCGGCUACUACAAUGAGACUUUUGUCGACGCCUACGUCAACUACGCGAAGAUUGUUCUCUCCCAUUUCGCUGACCGAGUCCCCAUUUGGAUCACCUUCACUGAGCCGUAUUUAUAUUCGUUCAAUUUCGAGGGCGCCAACAACGUGGUGCAUGCGCACGCACAAGUUUACCAUUUCUAUCACGACGAGUUGAACGCAACCGGGAAGAUGGCGAUCAAGCUUAACGAUAACUUCGGAGUUCCUCGUAACCCUAGUGAUGCAGACGAUGUGCAGGCCGCGAAUCGAUUCCAGGAGAUUCAACUAGGAUUAUUUGCCUACCCUAUCUAUCUCGGCCAACAGUACCCAGAUUCUGUUCUUAGCACACUACCAGGCGCCAAGGGGCUCGAUGAACACGAUCUCUCGUACAUAGCCAACACGUCGGACUUCUUCGCUAUCGACGCAUACACGGCUAUUGUUGUUUCCUCACCACCGGGCGGAAUCGACGCUUGUGUCGCCGAUCACUCUGCGAACAACACGCUCUGGCCUCUCUGCGUGAACCAGAGAGAGCAGAAUGCGUUCGGAUGGAAUAUAGGGUAUCGAUCGCAGACCUACACGUACAUUACCCCGACGUAUCUGAGAGAGUUCCUCAAUUAUCUGUGGAACACGUUCCGGCAUCCGAUCGUUGUGUCUGAGUUUGGGUUUCCCGUCUUUGCUGAAGCCGAGAAGGACCUGGCAGAUCAGAGGUUUGACACCCCGCGGAGUAUUUAUUACCUCUCCUUUUUGUCGGAAAUCCUGAAGGCGAUUCACGAGGAUGGUGUCAGUGUAGUUGGGGCUUUGGCUUGGUCGUGGGCGGAUAAUUGGGAGUUUGGCGAUUAUGAUCAACAGUUUGGGAUGCAGGUGGUCAAUCGGACGACCCGGGAGCGAUUCUUUAAGAAAAGCUUCUUUGAUGUCAUUGACUUUGUGAGCGCUCGGAUGGGAUAG
Molecule: messenger RNA, 1338 nt
Organism: Aspergillus steynii IBT 23096
Lineage: Eukaryota; Fungi; Ascomycota; Eurotiomycetes; Eurotiales; Aspergillaceae
Product: glycoside hydrolase family 1 protein
Exons: 2
Coding region: 1-1338 (445 amino acids)
Biological process (GO): carbohydrate metabolic process
Molecular function (GO): beta-glucosidase activity
Source: RefSeq, a predicted model, not a curated record